UCCGGUUUCUAAGCGCCUUUUUUGGCUUUUUUGUUUUCCCGCGGCUGAACUGUCAUUCGUUGUUUGUUGACGGUCGCUCUUUAAUUUCGUUAUCGUUGGUGUGUUAUAUUUUUCUGUUAAUUUUUACUGGAUAUCUUUAUUUUAAAAGACUUUAGAUAUCAUUAACUUGCAAAAAUCUUCAGUGAUACAAUGGAAAUCAUCUCGAAUAAGUUUAUGCAGCAGCGAUUCGAUCGGCAGAAGCACGAAAUUGAAUCGUUUGUGGUGCGCAUCUAUCGGCACAAUCUCAUCAAGGACGGCGGAAUCAUCAAAAAGAAACUCCGGGAAAAGCUGCUGGAGGAAAUCCGUCUCCGGCGUAUCACCCGAGUCAAAAUAGACGAACUGGGGUGGGUUCUGAUGAACCACGGGUUGAUAACGAAGACCGCCCUGAAGCAACAGCAGCUGGAACAGAAGGAACAACGGGAAGAGUCCGAGGAGGGGCCGAAACAGUUUAGGUUUAAUAUGGAACGGUUGCGAGAUUUACUGGAGAAGCACGAACAGCGACUUCAUGCCGAGCUAGCCACUAAAAACCAGGACAAACGUUCGCUUGCUCAGAAAGCGUUGCUUGCCAACGAUCUGGCCCUUAAGGAAAUCCGGGAAAUGAUGGAAGCACAGCGUCCAUUAGCGGAAAUCCUGUACGUAACAACCGUUGAGCGUUUGCUGAAGUAUACCUUUGAAUCAUCGUCCCGGAGUUGCUUCGUUUGCCGGAAAAGUUUCCCCUCGCCCGAAAACUAUACGAAACACUUCGAAUCUGUACAUGGGGACAACUUCAAGAUUGUCCCCGCUAACGACUGCCUUCAGACGGGACAAAGGUUGAACGUGGUCCAUCAUUACGACGCCUUGAGUCCGGUGACGCUGUUCACAAUCCGGAACACGCAUCACUCGGCCAUGCAUAUCGAUUGUGUCUAUCUGUACCACUCGACGAAGCAACUGAUGCCGGUCAAUCGGGACGUGUGGCCAAUCACGAUCAAUCCGGGCGAUAGCUACAAGUUCUCCAUCACCACGGGAAUGUUUCUCGUGCCGGAGCAUGACUACACCAUUCUGGUGCAAUUCAAUCGGAUACUGGAAUACGUGGAGCAGUACCACUUUCGGGUAUUGAAGGUACCGGUCGAACUACUUGUGACCCAUGAACCCAUUGUGUUGGGCAAGUUGAAAGAUUACCUUCCACCAAUCGAGCUGGUGGCGGUCUUCAAGAACGAUUUCGAGAUGGUCGACUCGUAUUCUAGGAAGGAACGCGAGCUGUGUAACAGUAUUCAGACAUUCAUGCAGAAGGAUGAAGGCAGUCGACUUAAUGCCAGUAACUAUGUGAAGAUGCUGCAGUUGAUGAACAACAUUGAGGACUACAACGUUCAGCACGAGCUGUCCCGCUAUAACAUGGACGAUGUCCACCUCAAACCGUGUGGCCCCAAAAGAUUCUACAGCCUGAGGCUCAACCAAUUCAGUACGGCACCCAAGUCGUUAGUGGAAGGCGACUACAUAGAACUGACCUACACGCGUCCGAACAAGUCGAUCAAAACCGUCAUUGGGGUCAUUUCGCAGCUUUGCGCCAACAAGGUUCUGUUCGAAACGGAAGAACCCCUUCGAUACGACAUCAAGUGGCGAAUGAAAUUCAACCCCAACCGGACGCCCAUUCGGAUGGAAUAUCAAGCUUUGGAGGUCCUCCAGAGACAUGACUUGAGCUCGUUCUUUUUCCCCACGAAGGUGGCAGAGAAGUUCCAACAGUUCGAAAGAGGCCGAUUCGAGUGGUUCAACGCCAAUUUGGCCGGUAACGACGAGCAGCAAACGGCUGUAGUGAACAUUGUCAACGAGACGGCUCGCCCUGCACCGUUUAUUCUGUUUGGACCACCGGGAACGGGUAAAACCUCAACCUUGGUAGAAGCAAUCGCCCAAAUUUGGAAGCUCAAACCGGACGCCCGAGUUCUCGUGACGGCAUCUUCGAACUUUGCUUGCAACGAACUUACCGAACGGCUACUCAACGUCGUUCCCAAGGAGGACAUCCUGCGCUUCUUCUCCAAACAGGUCGAACGGAUGAUGUCCGAAAUGUCGUUUCGCUUGAUCGAGUGUUCGAAUUUGAACACCGGAACCUAUCGAUUGCCUUCCCCGGAGGAAUUGUACGGAAGUCGUAUCGUCAUCAGCACUCUAACAUCGGCCGGUAAACUCGUCCAGGCCCGAGUCAAACCCAACCACUUCACGUUCGUCUUCAUAGAUGAGUGUGGCAGUGCUACGGAAGCGUCCGCCCUGGUGCCAAUCGCUGGGAUCAUCACUACACAAAGAUCGAUCAACGGUACCAUUGUCCUAUCUGGCGAUCCGAAGCAACUUGGUCCGGUAAUCCGCUCAGAAUACGCCGCUACCAUGGGUUUACGCAUUUCGAUGCUUGAACGCCUUAUGAAUCUUCCACUGUAUCAGAAAGAUCCGAAGACCGAAACCUACAACACCCGGGUCAUUAUCAAACUCCUUCAGAACUAUCGUUCCCACGAAACCAUCCUGAAUUUCUCCAACAAACGAUUCUAUCAGAAUGAACUACAACCCUGUGCCUCUUCGGAUAACGUCGAUUGGGCUCUCAGUUGGUCCGAACUACCCUCAAGUCAGUUCCCGAUCAUCUUCGAAUCGACCAUGGGUAAGCUGACUCGCGAGCAAGACUCCACCAGCUACUACAAUCAAAAGGAAAUCGAACUGGUCGAGUUCUACAUUCGUAAGAUUCUCUCCGACGGAAUAAACGAGCGAUCCAUUGAGCAGAAUGCCAUUGGGGUCAUCAGCCCUUACAAGAAGCAAUGCAUCAAGGUGAAGCAAAUGUGCCAACGACAUGGAUGGAACGAGAUCGACGUCGGUUCCGUAGAGGCGUUCCAGGGCCGUGAGAAGCCGAUCAUGAUUCUGACCACGGUCCGUUCCGGGGCCACUGGCGUCGGCUUCCUGAGCAACGUCAAGCGGCUGAACGUGGCCUUGACGCGAGCCAAGGCGCUACUGAUCGUGAUCGGUAAUCCGGAAACACUGCAGCAGGAUCCGAACUGGUUCGAGUUCAUUCGGUACUGCUACGACAACGGUGCCAUCCGGGGUGUGAAGUUCGAGCUGGACGAGAAGCGCCACAUGGUGAAGGAACUCCCCGCCAAGGAUGCUUACAUGACGCUGAUUCAGGACCAGCUCGACAAGAUCAUCCAGCAUAUGGGAGUAGUCAAAUUGUAAGCAGAUUUGCAUUUGUGAUAUUGUUUUACUCUGAAGUCUUUAUAAGUGCCGAGGUAUCGUUUUAUUUUGUAAUAAUUUUAUAACUGUUGUUUUUGUCCCCAAAUGUAUGUGAUAUUGAUGAAUAAAAUUGUAAUUUAACAUCGUA
Molecule: messenger RNA, 3361 nt
Organism: Aedes aegypti (yellow fever mosquito)
Lineage: Eukaryota; Metazoa; Arthropoda; Insecta; Diptera; Culicidae
Product: putative helicase mov-10-B.1
Exons: 6
Coding region: 190-3216 (1008 amino acids)
Molecular function (GO): RNA binding; 5'-3' RNA helicase activity
Source: RefSeq, a predicted model, not a curated record